AUGGGAAUCUGGGAUGCUCUCAUACACACGCAUAUCGACGUAGUCGGCACGUGGCUGGGCCCAUCGAUGACAUCGUUUAAUGCUGUCGAUAUGCUGACGUGAGUCACGUGACAACUUCUUGCGUCAACGGACUCAGCGACAUCGCAAAUUAUACAUAAAUCCUCCUAAUUCAUCUUCAUUUCACUCGUCUCCUCGCCUCUUCUCGUUCACUUCUCUGUUCCCUUCGCUGCCUGCCAUGGCGGAUAUGCUUCUCUCGAUCGGGGAGCACGACACCAUGCCCAGAAACUACGUGAGGCCGGAGAACGAACGACCCCACCUCGACAACGUCAUCGCCGACGCGAACAUCCCCGUCGUCGAUUUCGGCGCCUCCGACAAGUCCCAAAUCAUCUCCCAAAUUGAGAAGGCUUGUCGACUAUACGGCUUCUUUCAGGUCGUCAAUCAUGGAAUCGCCGCCGAAUUGAUCAAGAAGGUGCUGGCCAUCACCCUGGAGUUCUUUCGCCUCCCGCCGGAGGAGAAAGCGAAGCUCUACUCCGACGAUCCCACCAAGAAAAUUCGCCUGUCCACGAGCUUUAAUGUGAGGAAGGAAACGGUUCACAACUGGAGAGACUACCUCCGCCUUCAUUGCUACCCGCUCGAGGAAUUCGUCCCCGACUGGCCUUCCAAUCCAUCCUCGUUUAAGGAUGUGUUUGGCAGUUACUGUAAGCAAGUUCGCCAGCUUGGAUUCCGAAUUCUCGGAAUCAUAUCGUUGAGCUUAGGAUUGGAGGAGGAGUACCUGGGCAGAGUGCUGGGGGAGCAAGAACAACACAUGGCUGUAAAUUAUUACCCGAAGUGUCCGGAGCCGGAGCUCACCUACGGCCUGCCGGCGCACACCGACCCCAACGCCCUCACCAUUCUUCUGCAGGAUCCCUACGUGUCCGGCUUACAGGUUCAAAAAGACGGCAAAUGGAUCGCGGUGGAUCCCAAACCCAACGCAUUCGUCAUCAACAUCGGGGACCAGCUACAGGCAUUGAGUAAUGGUAGGUACAAGAGUGUGUGGCAUCGAGCUGUGGUCAACUCAAACAAGGAAAGGAUGUCAGUGGCGUCCUUCCUCUGCCCCUGCAACAGCGUGCUCAUCAGCCCUCCCGAGAAGCUCAUCGCCGACGGCAGCCCAGCCGUCUACCGGAGUUACACCUACGACGAGUACUACAAGAAGUUCUGGAGCAGGAACCUCGACCAAGAGCACUGCCUCGAACUCUUCGAAAGGGAAAGGGAAACCUGCCCCAACUCUCCCACCGUAUAAUGUUUCAACCUGGUUUAGUGUAGUAGUGUCCUUGUUUUUUUUUUUUUCCAUAUAUAUUAAACCAGCACUGCUUAGAUCUGUUGGUGUAUGAUUGAUUGUUUGUCUUUGGAACUUGUCAUCUUGCUUCU
Molecule: messenger RNA, 1407 nt
Organism: Zingiber officinale
Lineage: Eukaryota; Viridiplantae; Streptophyta; Magnoliopsida; Zingiberales; Zingiberaceae
Product: flavanone 3-dioxygenase 2-like
Exons: 4
Coding region: 236-1279 (347 amino acids)
Source: RefSeq, a predicted model, not a curated record